Nomascus leucogenys (northern white-cheeked gibbon) is the source of this 2972-nucleotide messenger RNA. RefSeq names its product golgin A5 (gene GOLGA5). The record is from RefSeq and is a predicted model, not a curated record. NCBI's taxonomy places the organism in Eukaryota, Metazoa, Chordata, Mammalia, Primates, Hylobatidae. Gene Ontology annotation, biological process: Golgi organization; retrograde transport, vesicle recycling within Golgi. Gene Ontology annotation, cellular component: Golgi cisterna; Golgi membrane.
AGUCGCCUGCAGGAGGCUGUUCGCGGCUCCCUGCCGUGCAGGCAGCUCGAAAGCCACUCUGUUUUGGGGUCCUCGCGCCCCUUCCACGUCUCCCGGAAGCGGUCCAGGGUCCCGGCUGGUCGGGGAGGAGGUUUGCUCAACUUGGGCCCCCUCCCGGCCAGCCGCCGAGGGGGCGCGGCCCAGAACGGCGACUAGGCCGUGGUGCAGCCUCUCCGGAGUCCUCAGGUUUGCCAAUAGGAUUAUCCUGCUGCCAUCAUGUCUUGGUUUGUUGAUCUUGCUGGAAAGGCAGAAGAUCUUUUAAACCGAGUUGAUCAAGGGGCUGCAACAGCUCUCAGUAGGAAAGACAAUGCCAGCAACACAUAUAGCAAAAAUACUGACUAUACUGAACUUCACCAGCAAAAUACAGAUUUGACAUACCAGACUGGACCUAAAUCUACGUAUAUUUCAUCAGCAGCUGAUAACAUUCGAAAUCAAAAAGCCACCAUCUUAGCCGGCACUGCAAAUGUGAAAGUAGGAUCUCGGACACCAGUAGAGGCCUCUCAUCCUGUUGAAAAUGCAUCUGUUCCUAGGCCUUCAUCCCAAUUUGUGCGAAGAAAAAAGUCAGAACCUGAUGAUGAGCUGCUGUUUGAUUUUCUUAAUAGUUCACAGAAGGAGCCUACCGGGAGGGUGGAAAUCAAAAAGGAAAAAGUCAAGACACCUGUCUUUCAGAGCUCUCGGACAUCAAGUGUCAGUUCUGUGAACCCCAGUGUAACCACCAUCAAAACCACUGAAGAAAAUUCUUUUGGGAGCCAAACCCACGAAGCUGCCAAUAACUCAGAUUCUAGCCAUGAAGGUCAAGAGGAAUCUUCAAAGGAAAAUGCGUCAUCAAAUGCUGCCUGCCCUGACCACACCCCAACACCUAAUGAUGAUGGCAAAUCACAUGAACUAUCUAACCUUCGACUGGAGAAUCAGCUGCUGAGGAAUGAAGUUCAGUCUUUAAAUCAAGAAAUGGCCUCGUUACUUCAAAGAUCCAAAGAGACUCAAGAAGAAUUAAACAAAGCAAGAGCAAGAGUUGAAAAGUGGAAUGCUGACCAUUCAAAGAGUGAUCGAAUGACUCGAGAACUCCGAGCCCAAGUAGAUGACCUGACUGAAGCUGUGGCUGCAAAGGAUUCCCAGCUGGCUGUACUGAAAGUGAGACUCCAGGAAGCUGACCAGCUACUGAGUACUCGCACAGAAGCAUUAGAAGCCUUACAGAGUGAAAAAUCACGAAUAAUACAGGAUCAAAGUGAAGGUAAUAGCCUGCAGAAUCAAGCUCUGCAGACUCUUCAGGAGAGACUGCAUGAAGCGGAUGCCACUCUGAAGAGAGAGCAGGAGAGCUAUAAACAGAUGCAGAGUGAGUUUGCUGCACGCCUUAAUAAAGUGGAAAUGGAACGUCAGAAUUUAGCAGAAGCAAUUACACUGGCAGAAAGAAAAUAUUCAGAUGAGAAGAAGAGGGUUGAUGAACUGCAGCAGCAAGUCAAGCUGUAUAAGUUGAACUUGGAGUCCUCUAAGCAGGAAUUAAUUGACUACAAGCAAAAAGCUACUAGAAUACUCCAAUCUAAGGAAAAAUUGAUUAACAGCUUGAAGGAAGGCUCUGGUUUUGAAGGCCUAGAUAGCAGCACUGCCAAUAGCAUGGAGCUGGAAGAACUUCGGCAUGAGAAAGAGAUGCAGAGGGAGGAAAUACAGAAGCUGAUGGGUCAGAUACAUCAGCUCAGAUCCGAAUUACAGGAUAUGGAGGCACAGCAAGUUAAUGAAGCAGAAUCAGCAAGAGAACAGUUACAGGAUCUGCACGACCAAAUAACUGGGCAGAAAGCAUCCAAACAAGAACUAGAGACAGAACUGGAGCGACUGAAACAGGAGUUCCACUAUAUAGAAGAAGAUCUUUAUCGAACAAAGAACACAUUGCAAAGCAGAAUUAAAGAUCGAGAAGAAGAAAUUCAAAAACUCAGGAAUCAGCUUACCAAUAAAACUUUAAGCAAUAGCAGUCAGUCUGAGUUAGAAAAUCGACUCCAUCAGCUAACAGAGACUCUCAUCCAGAAACAGACCAUGCUGGAGAGUCUCAGCACAGAAAAGAACUCCCUGGUCUUUCAACUGGAGCGCCUCGAACAGCAGAUGAACUCCGCCUCUGGAAAUAGUAGUAAUGGGUCUUCGAUUAAUAUGUCUGGAAUUGACAACGGUGAAGGCACUCGUCUGCGAAAUGUUCCUGUUCUUUUUAAUGACACAGAAACUAAUCUGGCAGGAAUGUACGGAAAAGUUCGCAAAGCUGCUAGUUCAAUUGAUCAGUUCAGUAUUCGCCUGGGAAUUUUUCUCCGAAGAUACCCCAUAGCGCGAGUUUUUGUAAUUAUAUAUAUGGCUUUGCUUCACCUCUGGGUCAUGAUUGUUCUGUUGACUUACACACCAGAAAUGCACCACGACCAACCAUAUGGCAAAUGAACCAAGCCCAGUUGUUGCAGUGAUUGGUUGUCUUUUUCUAGUCUUGGGAUCUGCAAGAAGGCCUAUUGCCUAAAAUUUCUGAGAACAGUGCACAAGAUUAUUUUAUCACUACAAGCUUUUAACUUUUUAAGUUAUUAUACAAGUACUCUACCUAAAUCUUCCAAUUUCCUUUAAAUGGUAAGAGUUUCUAAAACAGACAGUAAUUUAACAAGCUCGGCUCUGCUUUUUCUGAGUUUAGUGGUCCUAAUAUAUAUGUAGAGAAAGACGCUGGGGUUGUUCACCUCUGUACAGACCAUCUGUAUGUUAGGUGACAUUGAUUAUGGGUUAUAAUCAGGGAAACUAAUUGUAUUUAGUGACAAAAAUAAAAAAGGUUUUUUUUUAUAAUUCAGUCUGCUUUUGGAUUUUCAUGUAUUUAACUUUGCAAAGAGAGAUUUACUUUGUACAUGUUACAGGCCUGAUUGGUGUAAAUCUUUUUAUAAAUACAUAAAUAAAAGAAAAAUAUGCAUUUUCCUUUUCUAAAA